CUGGCCGCCGCCGCACGCCGCUCGCAGAGCUGCCGCGUGCAGGGCGCGCGGCCGCGCGUGCGGCGCCGCGACAAGAAGGGCGACGCGCUCGACCUCGCCGACGCGGCUAGCACCGACUGCCUGACGCAGGGCGGCGAGCCCUCCUAUCACCCGUUCCUGCACAAGGCGCCCAGCUGCGGCAAGGUGUUCUACCAGACGGCCGAGGGCCCGGUGAUGCAGACGUACACGCCCGAGGGCUCGCCGGGGGCGCCACGUCGCGCGCGCCGGCCGCCGCUGCCCAGCGUCAGCACCCCGGAGGACUCGCCGUCGCUGGCGCGCCGGCCCACUCGCGGUCGCGCUCCGGGCGGCGGCGUCGGGCGCGCCUCGCCCUCGUCCCGCUACAAGAAGCGGCCGCAGCAGGAGCCCGACCCGGACGAUCCGGAUGCUUACCGCCUCAGGAACUUCAGCCUCACCGCCAAAGGGAUCGUCAACAGAGGCGACUCCUUCCGGGUGCGUCGCUCCAGCGUGCAGAGCGGGGGCUCGGUGCAGAGCGGCGCGGCACCCGCCGCCGCCGCCGCCGCCACCGCCGCCACCGCCUCCACGUCCGCCGCCGCGCCGGCCGCAGCGGCGCUCGAGAGCCCGCCACAGCCCGUCAGCUCGUUCUCGGUGGCUCUGGUGGGCGCCACGGGCGUCGGGAAGACGGCCCUCGUUGACCAGUUCAUGACCUCCGAGUGCACUAACGCCUACGACCGCGACCGACCGCAGGACGGCGCCGCCGGCGAACAGACAGUCAGCAUCGAGCUGGACGGGGAGGAGUCCGAGCUGAGGUUCAUCAGCAUCACCAACCCCAAGACGGAGGUCACCACUACCCACCCGCCGGACGCGCUGAUCCUCAUGUACUCGGUGAUCGACAAGGCGAGCUUUGAGCGGGCCGAGGACGAGCUGUCGCGGCUGCAGGCGCUCGACCUGCUGCGCAAUCGCUGCCUUGUGCUCGUCGGAAACAAGAUCGACGUCGUCCGCAGCCGGGCCGUCGACGAGUCAGACGGGAUGGAGCUGGCCUGCUCCUACAACGCCAAGUUCAUCGAGAUAUCAGUGGGCAUGAACCACAACUGCGACGAGCUGCUGGUCGGCAUGCUGCACCAGCUGCGACUGAAGCGCGGCUCCUACGAGCCCCAGAAGGAACACAGCUGGACGCGCAACAAAGGCAUCGUGCGCGCGAGCAGAAAGUGCAAACGCGCCCUCACGAAAAUAUUCGGCAAGGAAGACUCAAGGUUGCGAAACGUCACCAACUUUCGCGUGCAUAACUGAGUGCUUUGGGACUGCGGGGACUUGCGCGGAGCGGCGAGAAGGCGCCCUAUCACAUUUUCCUAGGUUAGCUGUCGAGUAGCGUGUUUUAUAUAUUCUGCCCUGCCUUGAAGAGACGCUUUCUUACCGACCCGUACCCAUCGAGGGAUAAUUUCAAGUUAUGGAAGGCGCGGACGAACCUUCCACACAUGUACCAAUAUCUAGCCUUGUAUGUCCGUACCCGAAUGAAAAAGUCUUGGAAUGCCAGCGUUCA
Messenger RNA from Pollicipes pollicipes, 1537 nucleotides. Its product is annotated as GTP-binding protein RAD. Bases 214 to 1287 code for a protein of 357 amino acids. Gene Ontology annotation, molecular function: calcium channel regulator activity; GTPase activity; GTP binding. Lineage: Eukaryota; Metazoa; Arthropoda; Thecostraca; Pollicipedomorpha; Pollicipedidae. The transcript has 5 exons. Gene Ontology annotation, cellular component: plasma membrane. The record is from RefSeq and is a predicted model, not a curated record.